Molecule: messenger RNA, 328 nt
Organism: Notothenia coriiceps (black rockcod)
Lineage: Eukaryota; Metazoa; Chordata; Actinopteri; Perciformes; Nototheniidae
Product: pyridoxal-dependent decarboxylase domain-containing protein 1-like
Exons: 4
Cellular component (GO): intracellular membrane-bounded organelle
Source: RefSeq, a predicted model, not a curated record
GGUCAACCUGGCAACGCUGGCUCUGGGUCAGGCCUCCUCUGCCAUCAUGGCAGCCACCAGGACUGACAGUAUGACUCUGACCCCAGGUCAGUGGCUGGGCCUGCCUGCUGUCACUGCUGUCACCCUCUACAGACAUGAGGACCCAGCCAUGUCUCUGGCAGCAGGCAUGACCUCCAGCCAGCCGGUGGCCAGGCUGCGGGCGCUGCCCCUCUGGCUCUCCCUGCAGCACCUCGGACACGAUGGGAUCGUCCACAAGAUCAGACACGCCACUGCUCUGAGCCAGCACCUCCUGCAGAGGCUCAAAGCUCUGACCUCCAUUAAAACAUCG